Scutellospora calospora is the source of this 441-nucleotide messenger RNA. The record is from the annotation of a GenBank genome assembly. Lineage: Eukaryota; Fungi; Glomeromycota; Glomeromycetes; Diversisporales; Gigasporaceae.
AUGCAAUCUGAAUUAGAUUUAUUAGAAGAGAAAACUAAGGAAUACAUACUAACUAAACUUAAAGCUAAGAAUGUAGAACUUAUGGCUGAGAAAGCUAAUCUUGAGGCUAAAAAUGCAGAAUAUAUAAAGCUUAAGGAUGAGACUACAAAGCUUAAAAUCGAGAAUACCAAACUUUUAAAACAAGUUAUAGAGAAAUAUGCUAAAAAUAAGGUUGAUAUAAUAAAAUUAAAAACUAAUUUGCAGUAUCUAAUCCUCUCUGAGUAUAUUAAGAUGACAAUUUUUGAGCUUGAAACAAGGAAUGCAAUAUUAAGACUAAUUAUAGAAGAAUUUGUGAAAAAAUCAGAAUAUAGCUAUCUCAUAACUGCUUUUGAUAAGAAAAAUUACAAAUUCCAAACUAAAUAUAUUCAAAUAGCUAAGGACCUUCUUAAUGAAAACCAAUAA